This is a messenger RNA of Papaver somniferum (opium poppy), 2349 nucleotides long. RefSeq lists its product as uncharacterized. The transcript is spliced from 10 exons. Lineage: Eukaryota; Viridiplantae; Streptophyta; Magnoliopsida; Ranunculales; Papaveraceae. Bases 337 to 1671 code for a protein of 444 amino acids. Gene Ontology annotation, molecular function: protein binding. The record is from RefSeq and is a predicted model, not a curated record.
GAAAGGGUUUAAUCGUCAACUUACUCGAUCAUUUUUAUCCUUCCUUACUGUUUCGAUAUAAAUUUUCCUAAAUAAUUUUUUGGUCGGAGAAAAUAAAAUCACAGAGAAGAAAAAGGGGAAAAAAAAGAAAAAAAAUCCACGACGUAAUUUAUUUAGAUGUAUAUGACCACCGUCUCUCCCCUCUCAUAGGUUCAGUUUGGCUCAUAAAUUAGGUUUUCUUUUUCAUUAGAUCUUGUCUCUGAAAUCAUCAAAUCUCAAAUCUGUACUCUUAGAUCUUCUCUUAUUUAAUCUCGCCAUCACUGAAUUUUGAUUUCUUCUAAGGUUGUGGAGGAUAACAUGUCCCAGUACGACGAUAUGGACUACGUGGGAGAUGAUUACGAAAUGGCUGAUGCAGAAGAUGACAUGGAUGAAGAAUUCCACGGUAGAGGUUUGGGUGAUUCCGAGUCUGAUGAGGAUGAGGAUGACCAAUUGACUAAUAAAAUAACGGAUACUUCGGCUGCCCAAGCAAGGAAAGGAAAAGAUAUCCAGGGAAUUCCUUGGGAGAGAUUAAGCAUUACUCGAGAGAAGUACAGACAAACUAGAUUAGAACAGUACAAAAAUUAUGAGAAUAUCCCGAAUUCAGGAGAGGGUUGUGAAAAGGAAUGCAAACCCACAGAGAAAGAUGCAAAGUAUUAUGAGUUCCGGCGUAAUACAAGAUCUGUAAAAUCAACAAUUCUUCAUUUUCAGUUAAGGAAUUUGGUCUGGGCUACAUCGAAGCACGAUGUUUACCUUAUGUCAAACUUUCAAGUUAUUCAUUGGUCUUCCUUAACUCUCACUAAAACAGAUGCCUUGGACGUUUCAGGACACGUGGUUCCAUGCGAGAAACAUCCAGGAAGCUUGUUAGAAGGAUUUACUCAGACCCAAGUUAGCACGUUGGCCGUAAAAGAUAAUUUGCUGGUGGCUGGGGGAUUUCAAGGGGAACUCAUAUGCAAGUAUUUAGAUAGACCAGGAGUCAGCUUUUGUUCCAGAACAACUUAUGAUGAUAACGCGAUCACUAAUGCUGUUGAGAUUUAUGAUAGUACUAGUGGUGCUGUUCACUUUACAGCUUCAAACAAUGACUGUGGAGUUAGAGACUUUGAUAUGGAAAAAUUCCAGCUUUCUAAGCAUUUCCGCUUUCCUUGGCCAGUAAAUCAUACGUCACUAGGACCAGAUGGCAAGCAACUUGUCAUUGUUGGGGACAACCCAGAGGGUUUACUGGUGGAUUCUCGAAGUGGAAAGACUAUUAGUGACCUUCGUGGGCACUUGGAUUAUUCAUUUGCAUCGGCAUGGCACCCAGAUGGUCGAACCUUCGCCACUGGAAACCAAGAUAAAACUUGUCGUGUGUGGGACACCCGAAACCUUUCCAAAUCGGUUUGCGUCCUUAAAGGCAACCUUGGAGCUGCUCGAUCAAUUCGUUUCACGUCUGAUGGGAAGUUUAUGGCAACAGCAGAGCCUGCAGAUUUUGUGCAUGUGUAUGAUGUCUCAAAUGGGUAUGAGAAGCAGCAGGAAAUCGACUUUUUUGGCGAAAUUUCUGGAAUAUCCUUCAGCCCGGAUACUGAAUCACUCUUCAUUGGCGUCUGGGAUCGCACAUAUGGUAGCCUUCUUGAAUACAGCCGGUACCGUGAUUAUUCAUAUCUCGACUCUUUAAUAUGAACGAUGUUGCAAGUCCAAUGGCAAAAUACUUGGCACGGGAUAAUCACAUCUUAUGUUAGCUAGUAGAUGAUAGAUGAUAGAUGUUUCUGGACUAGUACUGGUUGUUUCUUGGUUUUUCCAACGUCUUAAUAAUGCCAGAUAUUAGCAUAGGGAGAAGGGUGUGUGCAUCGGUAACUAUUAUCUACAAUGAUGUAUAAAUGGCGAGGGGGGUUAUGUACAGAGAAACUAUAUAAAUUGGUGAGGUGAAGAUUAGAACUAGAAAGGUUUGAGCAAAGAAGAAAGCAGCUCGUUUUCUUGCAGUGCAGGGAGACCAUGCUGAAUGGUUUAGCUUCGGCUGUUGGUGUAAUGUGAUGUACUUUUUCUGUUGAAUGUUUUGCUUGCGAUUGUUCGGGUACCAUAUCUCAUGGAUGCAGUGGUUAUGUUCCUUCUUUCCCGGUUAUUUGUUAUGUAACAUUUGGUACCGUAAAAGUGAUGCUACCACAGUUUUAUUCCAUUUUUAUAUGUUAAGCAGAUGUCUUACAAGUGUAUCAUGUCGAGUAAUUCUGUUGUGUUCGUGAACAUUCGGUUCCGUAAAAGUAUGACUAGGAUGGGCAAUUACUUGUUGUAUAGAGACAAUCUUGAUUAAUGAAGCAAGGUCGCUGAGAAUCAACAGGAGCCAAAAUGGGGUUCUUUUUUUCA